Zootoca vivipara (common lizard) is the source of this 975-nucleotide messenger RNA. Its product is annotated as olfactory receptor 10A7-like. Gene Ontology annotation, biological process: G protein-coupled receptor signaling pathway. The record is from RefSeq and is a predicted model, not a curated record. Gene Ontology annotation, molecular function: olfactory receptor activity; G protein-coupled receptor activity. Gene Ontology annotation, cellular component: membrane. NCBI's taxonomy places the organism in Eukaryota, Metazoa, Chordata, Lepidosauria, Squamata, Lacertidae.
AUGCAUGAAGAGGUGACCUUGGGAUAUCACUCUGGUGAUACUGUAAGAAUGAAUGCAACUUCCACCAGCUAUUUCAUGUUCCUUGGAUUUCCCAGCCAUUUGGAGGUGCAGAUUCCCAUGCUUCUUCUACUUUCUGCUGUCUACGUGGUCACUGUAACUGGGAACUCUUUCAUCAUUGCCAUCACUUUUGCAGACACAAACCUUCAUUCCCCGAUGUAUUUCUUUCUCAGCGUUCUAUCACUCCUGGAGAUUUGCUAUACCACAGUCACCCUCCCCAAGAUGCUGCAUGACCUUGUUUCAAGAGACAAGUCUAUCUCGUUCAGCGGCUGUGCUCUCCAGAUGUAUUUUCUUUUAUUCCUAGGAACAGUAGAGUGCUUCCUCUUGGCUGUGAUGUCUUACGACCGGUACCUUGCAAUAUGCCUCCCUUUGCACUAUAUGGUUUUGAUGUCCAAAGGUGUUUGUGUCCGCCUAACUUUGGCUUCAUGGCUGUGUGGCAUUCUUCUUCCGCUGGUCAAUACAAGCUGGGCAUUCAGCUUGCCAUACUGUGGCUCUAACAAGAUCAACCAUUUCUUCUGUGACUUCCCACCAGUUUUGAAGCUAGCCUGUGCUGAUACAUCUCUGAAUGAAGCAGUGAUGCUAGUGAGCAGUUUGAUCAUCACUCUGAUACCUUUCGUCUUCAUACUCAUAUCCUAUGCCUGUAUCCUUGGCACCAUAUUAAGGGUGCCUUCAGCUACAGGUAGGCAGAAGUUGUUCUCCACCUGUUCUUCACACCUCAUCAUGGUGACACUUUUCUAUGGCACAGCCAGCUUUAUGUACUUGCAGCCCAAAUCCAAUUAUUCUUUAGAACGAGAUAAAUUCCUCUCCCUUUUUUACACUGUUAUAACACCAAUGCUAAACCCCAUCAUUUAUACCUUGAGGAACACAGAGGUGAAAAAGGCAAUGAAGAGAAUGACAAAGAGGAAAAUAUUGUUCUAA